This is a messenger RNA of Dermacentor silvarum, 3533 nucleotides long. RefSeq names its product GRIP and coiled-coil domain-containing protein 1 (gene GCC88). The transcript has 15 exons. The record is from RefSeq and is a predicted model, not a curated record. Gene Ontology annotation, cellular component: Golgi apparatus. The coding region runs from base 241 to 2460 and encodes 739 amino acids. Lineage: Eukaryota; Metazoa; Arthropoda; Arachnida; Ixodida; Ixodidae.
GGUAGCCAAUCCAAUCCCCGUUUUUUGUUGUGUUCUGUGUAGUUUCGUACGUUCUCUCUGCUUUCGCUUUUCGUUACCGCGUUUUGUCCCCUAAUUGUCUAGGCUCGCGUUUUCUUAUUGCGUGAUUUACUAGCAACUUGACAAUAUGCGAGACGUUAGAGCUGUCAGGCGACCUUACGGCUGAGUAUUCGCUUUCAAGCGCGAGCACAUUCACAGCUGAACAACCCGCGUCGCCAGGAAAUGGCCGCCGUACCGGACAAGGCGAACCGUAGGGAGUUGUGCGAAAUUAUCUGCACGCAAAAAGAAAAACUCCAGCGUUACGAGGCCCGGCUCGGAGACCUUGUUCGUGCGUACAAAAGUCUGCAGAAAGAAAAGGAUGCCCUCGAACUGAGCCUGAAAGCACUGACAUCGUCGAAAGCCAGCGAAAAAGCCCGUGCGAGCACGUCAAAUGAAUCCCUGACUGGAAAGGAAAGUGAAAAAAAGUCAGAACCAAGUCCAUCAUCAACAGCUGAUGGGCAAGAAGAUGCAGGCUCCCCCGGUGAUUCCGCACAGAGUGAUGCUCCUGAAGACCAUGUGGCUGCCCUGUCUCAGGCUUUGUCUACCCUCUCAGAAGAGAAGGCCCGCAUGGAGGCUGCCUUCCAGGCAGACCGUAAGCGACUCAUCCAGGAGAAGGAUGCCGCACUACGCCAAGUCGAGGAACUCCAAAGAAACGCGGAGGAGCAGGCCACUUCUCUGGAAGCCAAGAUGGCUGAGCUGCGAUCGAAGUUGCGCGAGGAGCAGCUGGCUCGGGAGCAGGAGCAGAGUGACCAUGCAGCGAUGCUGAGGGAACUUCAACGCCUGCUUUCCGAAGAACGAACUCUUCGUGAGAACUUGGAAGACAAGCUUGAGGAAGCCACGAGGAAAGCCGCUCAGGCAGACUUGGCGAAGGAGUAUGAGACCAAAGUGGAAAAACUGACGCAGGAGUUGGACGAGGUGCGCAAACGACUGCUUGCAUCAGAGGAGAAGUUGAAGCAGCCUUCCCCCCUGCUGCUCAAGCUGCAGCAGGAGCUGGUUGAGGUCAAAGCUCAACACCAGGCUGCACUGGAGCAGGAGAGGAAACGGUCAGGACACGCUCAGGCACGUCUGCACCAGCAGACGUCAGGAAGUGAGGCGCGGGUUGCCAGCCUGGAGAGCCGUCUGCAGGAGCUGUCCCAGGCGGUGGGCACGUACGACCGGCUGCGAAUGCAAGACCGUGCAGCCAUCCAGCGACUGCGGGAGCGUCUUUCGCAGCUCGCCCAAGAGAAUGCAGCUUUAGCAAGCGCCGCAGGCAUAGGCGCCAAGGCUGCCGAACUGCCUUCCCAGGACAGCAACCUCGACGUGAAGACCCUGCUCGACCGGUUUGGCAAGAUGCGCCUGCUGUUGAAGGAGUCGAACCAGCGUGCUGAGAGGCCUGUUGACCUGAUUGGGUACUUCCGCGAGCUGGCAGAAGAGGAAGUCCUCGGUCUUCACGCCAAAUGCCGAGAAGAGCUCCGCCAGCUCAAGGAUGAGUUUGAACAGUACAAGGCUCACGCCCACUCUGUACUCCAGGGCACAGGCGGGCAAGGCAGCUACGCAAAGGGUCAGGAGUCUUCAGCAGAGUUGGAUCGACUCAAGCAGCAAGUGAAGGACCUUCAGGGGCAGCUGAGGACGCAGCGGGCUCAGUUCGAGGCGCAGGAGCAAAUCAGCAGGGAGACCACUACGAAGCUCCAGCGUGCCCUGGCGGAUGCGGACCUGCAACACGAGCAGGAGCGGCAGCGCCUGGAACAGCGUUGGAGCAGCAAGCUGUCGGAGCUGGAGUCCCUGAUGCAAGCGCAGAGAGACCGUUCGCUGGCUCUAGUGGAGGAGAAGGAUCGCGAGCUGCAGGCACUGCGCGCCACACUCGCCAGCUUGGAGUCCGAGAACCAGCGCUAUGACUGGCAGGCGCAGCGCGAAGCCGUCAGCAGCAGCGGCUUGGACAUCUCAGGUGACCAGGACGGAAGCUCCGAUGCUCAGGGCGAUGCCUUGGAUCCCCUUCUCUCCGAGUUGCUGUCGAAGAAUUUGGGCUUUGUUUCAAAGGACGGCCGAAGCAAGGCCGAGUGGCAGCUGCUGCACUAUGCCCAAGAGCUGGCCCGCAAGGAUGCCGAACUCCUGCGAACCCUGAGGGAGAAGAGGGACGUGGAGUCUGCGCUCAGGGACCUGCAGAGGUCGGUGCUGCUCAAAGAGCAGAAGGACGCCCAGGAGAGGGAAGCACUGAGGCUACGUCUGUCCCAGCUAGAGCACAUGCCUGGACCCAGUGACAGCGGCAAAGUGAACCUGCAGUACCUCAAGAAUGUGGUGCUGCAGUAUUUGCUGUGCAACGAGGCCCCAGCGCGCAAGCACAUGCUCAACGCAAUUGCCGUGGGUCUCCGUUUCACACCCCGCGAGGCGCAGCUGGCACGACAAGCAGCACAGGCCUGGUGGUGAACGUUUCCUGAAACCUUCCUUCUAUGAAAACAGUGUGCGUGUUGAUCAGAUGUACGCAUCAGGCCAUGGUACAGCUUGCACCAUUUCUGUUUGUGUUAACAUUCUUGUAUUGUAUCAGUUGUCUUCUACCAGGGACAGAACAGCUUACAAAAAAAAGCAUUGUUUCUAAAGCUGGCAACUGCAUCUUAAAAUGGAGAACGAUGCAUCAUGAGGCACCAGUUACUUGCAUAACGUGAUGGCCUGUCGCUGUUGUUUCAGUGGCUUUUUGUGCUGUUGCCGUCAGACCUAACUCAAACGCACAUUGGCGUAGCUUGCUUAAUAACAGCCAGUGCUGAGGAGCUUUGGUCGCUGGAUCCGAGUCAUCUCCACAAGCCAACAUGCAGCACCUGUGAACAAUGGAUUAGUUGCUGUGUAGAUACAACAGCUGGCGAAAUGAUUGAUUACAUUCACGGUUUUCAGAAUUCGGGUAUUGGUUUGUGGUGACGACUCUGGUCCAGCAGUCAAUGCUCCACAGUGCUGACUGUUAUGCAAGCCAUGCGCUUGAGUGAAGUCUGAUGGCAAUAGUACAUCAGUGUCAUUGUGGAGUGAAGUUGUACCAAAGCACAAGAGAGCUUGCUUACUGUGGGAACAACCUAUUAGAGCAAGAGACUGUAGUGAUCCUAAUGUCUCGGACUGCAGUUACUAACGUAAUGGCACUUUUUUUUUUCUUUUUCGUGUGUGCGUGUUUAAAACAGUGCUGUAUAAAGGUAUGAAUAGUAGGACAAAACUUCAUUUGCCAAGGCUUAUCCGAGUAUUGUGAUGUUCAAUUGUGCAUUUCUCCUUGAAGUAAGCAGUAAUCUUGGGUGUUUUAAAUGUCGCUGGUGUUGCUAGCAUCACAUGCCUUGAAAACAGCAGUGUUGGAAUAGCAACACAAACACAAGGGAACAAGGUGUAAGGCAUUUUGUUUUUAUUUUGCACAGUCGUAUAAAACUUCCAGCUACUAUUUUGCUGGCUCGGUAAAUGGGAAUAUAUACUCUGCGCACAGAGAUUGAACCAAGUGUAAGAUGUCUCGAGAUAUUAAAGUUUACUAUUUU